AAUAAUUCUCAUUGCGAUAUGGCCGCACAAACAAAUGAUCAAAUAAAUUAUGAGUAACCGGUAAUGAUACGACCUAUAUAAAGCUGCUCGGCUCUUUUUCUAAGUAGUACAACAGAGAAUCUUUGUUAGAACAGUCAUGAAGACCAUCAUCAUAGUAGCUUUGUUCGCGCUGGUCGCUGUGGCCACCGCCGCUAACCAUUCGCGCGGAUGCAUUUACAUUAUGGGAAGAUGCCAACGUGAGUGCGAAGAAGGCACCCACGCGUACACGACUGGCUGCAGCAAGAAGACCCCGGAGCCCACGUGCGAGGAACCGAACCCUGUGGAGGAAGAUGCUAUCAUCUGCGACUACUCAGCGUGCUACUGUGACGCGCCCAACGUCCGUGACACAAAGACGAACAAAUGCGUACCCCUGGACCAAUGCUCUUAAAUCCAUGGCAGUAGAGUUUGGUCUUCUUGUCAAUAUCUAGAAUUUCAUGACUGUUACGUAUUAAAAUGAUUUAUUGGAUCUUAAUCACUUUGUUUCUAAGUCACUUACUAUCAGGCCAUUAUCUUGUACUUUCAAGUUUCACACGAUGUCACUUUAACCUGGAGUGAGUUGGAGACGCAUUUGGAUAUUUUAGUCUUCAACAACAUCUGGCAUUGUCCAGCUUGGACUUUGUGUUCGCAUGUCCAGCAGCUAUUGUUCUUCUAAACAUCAAAGUGACGUCGUUUGCUCUUAUUCUGUUCUAGAAGCAAGUGACAACAUUAGACCAUCUGCUAUUUUUCUGUUCUAAAUACAAGGCUAACCUUUAGUGUCUUGCCUUCCGCAAGUAUUUAUAUUAUAGUUUUAUUAUAUUUAUAAAAUGAUUUUUACAUUUCGAUAUUUCGUGUAUUUGCCCCAAUUCUUCUGUAUUUAUAUAUUGGUAAGAUUGAAGGUUUUCGCUGCUAUAAUUAGACUAUAUUAUGAAUAAAAGUAUGCGUAUAAUGUA
Molecule: messenger RNA, 968 nt
Organism: Manduca sexta (tobacco hornworm)
Lineage: Eukaryota; Metazoa; Arthropoda; Insecta; Lepidoptera; Sphingidae
Exons: 2
Coding region: 137-427 (96 amino acids)
Source: RefSeq, a predicted model, not a curated record